AUGUCUGCACUUCAAAAGCACGUGAGUUCGGUCUCUGCUGAGGCGAAACCCAUGCCUUGCAAACAUUGCAAAAAUGGUAUCGGUUCCAGCGUCAGGCCCAGGUUGACAGGCUGGCCGUUGGAGAAGCCUAGUCACAACAAUCAUGUGUCAAAGGUGUCUAAAAAAGUCAGUAAUAAAGCUAGGACGUCGGAACUGACGCACAGAACCCCGCCCGCAUCUUGUGAACAGUAUGCGAGGGCUGCCGAGUAGUGAACGAUAUCAACUGAAGAAGUCGGUUCGAAAUGGGACUCUGGACGUGGGUUCGCUUACUGGGAAUUCCCGAAAGGUUGCUGAUCUGAUGAAGCGCAGAAAUAUGCAAGUCCUAUGCCAUCAGGAGACCCACUGGAAAGGAGCAAAGGCUAGGGAAAUCAGAGAGGGUGUCAAACUCUACUACAAUGGGAUGACAACAAACGACAUGGUGCGGCUACAGCAGUAGCGGAGUCCCGCAAGGACUCCGUUUCCGCCGUCAGGACUCCGUCUCUGCCGUCAGGACCCCGCCUCCGCCGUCAGGACUCCGUCUCCGCCGUCAGCAGGAUCAGCAGUAUAAUAAUGACAGUAAGAACAGACAGUAAUGAUGGGUACAAGUCAAUAAAGUUCGGGGACGCAAAACAGGCCGGCUGGCCCCAGCGUGAAAAAGAAGCGUUCUACCUGAGCCUCGACGAUGCAUCGACAGGUACAGAAGGGGAUCAUAUUAGGUGA
Haemonchus placei is the source of this 738-nucleotide messenger RNA. Lineage: Eukaryota; Metazoa; Nematoda; Chromadorea; Rhabditida; Trichostrongylidae. The record is from the annotation of a GenBank genome assembly.